Molecule: messenger RNA, 2935 nt
Organism: Cimex lectularius (bed bug)
Lineage: Eukaryota; Metazoa; Arthropoda; Insecta; Hemiptera; Cimicidae
Product: kinesin-like protein costa
Exons: 16
Coding region: 204-2828 (874 amino acids)
Biological process (GO): microtubule-based movement
Cellular component (GO): kinesin complex; microtubule
Molecular function (GO): ATP hydrolysis activity; plus-end-directed microtubule motor activity; ATP binding
Source: RefSeq, a predicted model, not a curated record
GUGAAAAUUGUUUACUAUUGUAUUCAAACUUCAAAUGAUAGAUCUUCGUUUUAUCAAUAGGAAUAUAAACAAUUAUUGAUUAUGGGUCGAAAUUGAAAUGGAAUUCGCCAUCCACGGACGGCGUUUCAAGUCAAUUAUGUGAAUUGAAGGCAAAUCACCUUUCGCUAUUUGGAUUAUUUAUUCGACGUCUAACUGUAUUCCAAAUGAAUACGGAAUCGUCUAUCGAGGUGGCGGUCAGGGUUCGUCCACCUUUUCAGAUUAAUCAGGUCCCAGAAGAUGUAUGCGUCUGUCCAGUACCGCACACAAAACAGAUUAUCAUCGGGAAUCAAGCCUGCUACACUGCUGACUAUGUGUUACCAGUCAAUUGUUCACAAGCUCAUUUGUAUGACAUUUGUGUUGCUCCAAAAAUAAAUACUCUUUUAGAAGGGCUUGAUGUGUGUAUCGUUACUUUUGGAAAAUGUAAAUCUGGAAAGACUUAUUCAUUAGUGGGGAAUUUGAAUUAUUUUAAUGAGAGUGGUAUCAUACCUCGAGCUGCCAAGCAUGUUUUCAAUAGCCUUGAAUGGCUGGAACAAUACAAAGGCCUAAUGUACAGAGUGUUUUUAAAUUUUUUUGAAGUCAUCAAUGGUGAGAUUAAAGAUAUGUUCGAAUUUGCAAUUAAAUCUGAACUUCAACUUCCUGCACAUCUUAAGACUGCUGUAGGAAGUGAGGGCAUUGAAGGUGUCCAGUGUCUGAAUGUCAAACAAGUUUUCAACUGUAUAAAGGAUGGUUUAACAAAACAGCAAAGACUUCAAGAGGAACAUAAUUAUAAUUCUAGUCAAAUAAACAAAUUUUUUAUUUUUACUGUAUAUCAACAGUGGAGUCAAGAUGGUGUGAGCCAUAGCAAGUUGUCUCGUGCUACAUUUAUUGAUCUUGGCAGUACAUCUUCAGCACCAUUUCUUAGAUCUAACAAUCAACUUAUUUAUUCCAAUAAUAAUAAAAAUGUUGGUUUGAGAAUGGUUUCAAAUUGUUUGUCAAUUUUGGCAGAAAGCUACUGUGUAAUUCCUGGGUCAUCGACAAGUACCAUAUUGGCUACUCUUUUAAAGGACGCCAUUACAUUUUCAUUUCAAACUUUACUCCUUUGCUGUUUGUCUCCUGCAUCGGUUGACCAUUGUGAAACAUUAAACUAUCUUAGUGUCAUCGAUCAGUUAAGAUUGUUAUUUAAAUACCAGCACGAAGAACAAAUCAGGCAACAAAUGAACAGUCUCGUUUCUCAAGACUUGCCUUAUGAUUCUAAUGAAAAUGAUGGUGUUAAAGGAGGGGAUACAUUUGGCCUGGAGUUUGCUGCUACUCAGUGGCAACAACUUGUAGCAAAUGCAGAAGGGCUGUUUCAAAAAUUAGUGCAAAGCGGUCUUUCUGAAGACUCACGGACCAAGAUUGAACAAUGGUUAUGUCUGAAGCAAGAAUAUGAAGAGUGCUUAAACAAUGAUUCUUCUUAUGCUCUAGUCGAAAAGAAAGUCAGAUCUCUUGAAAGAAUAGACGAAGUCACAGAAUCAGAAAGUAAAUUAUCUUCUGGUAAAAGUACUAGUCCAAGUGAGAGUGAUAAUGAAAGCAGUGAUGAUUUUGAAGAUUUACAAAAAGACGAGACUGGAGAUGAAUGUAGUGCUUCUAAGCCUGAUCCGAAAAAUAGAUUCGUUGAGAAAAUGGAACAUCAAUUAAGCAGGUUUCGCAUUGCUACUGAUUCAAUAGUUAACAAAUAUUUAGGACAUGGGAUGGUGGAAAAGGCUGGGAUUGAACACAGUGCUAUUUCUGAAAGUUACAGUGUAAAUUUACACAAUAGACGAAGGAGGAGUGUUUUAGCUGGUGAAAUAUUUAUUCCACAACCUUCAUGCAGUAAGGACACUCCAGGAAAGAACAGUCAGCCGAAGGAAAGAGAGUUCAGGCCAAUUCAUGCUGACUGCAAAGAAUCGGUGUCAUCUUUGCCAGAAAAACUUGUGAAAAAACAACCCAAACAACAAAAUAUUACGGCAUUUUCAAGUCCUGAAAUUGAAAAGACAGUUCGUACAUUGGAAAAUGAGAGAGAAGAGUCAUUCCGCCAUGAAAUAAUUAACCUUAGAGACACCAGGGACAUAUUAGUCGAACAGAGGCGUAGUCUUGAUAGUAAAUUAAAUAAAGAGAAAAUGUUUACAGUCGACGAAGAACGCAAAUUUCUUGAAGUCGAUGAAGCCAUUGAGGCUAUUGAUGCAACAAUUGAACAUAAGAAUGAACUACUUUGUGGACAUCAAGGAAUCGAGUACAACAGUAUUACAAAAGAAAAGGGGGAAAUGAUGCUAGUUGAUAGACUCAUGAAAUUGUCAGAAUCUGAAAUGCGAUGCCUACUGUACAAAUACUUCAAAAAAGCUGUUGACCUUAGAGAAUCUGGAAGAAAAAUGGAACAACUGCUGGCAGAUCAGGAGUAUCAGAUUGAAACACAAGCAUGGAAAAUUCAAGCUUUAUGUAAUGCUCUCCAGCAGUCUCGAAUCGAAAGUGAAAGGAGGCUGAUCAUGGUACAUCGUGAGCAUGAAGAAAAGUUGCAUUUGAUGUACCGCCAUUAUGGCCAGAAUAGUAGCGGGCCGAAUAGCUCUACCAGUAGUAUGAGCAAAUGUGGUGACACAAACAUGGAAAAUAGUGAGCCUUCAUUAUUAGAACUGCCAGGUUUUACAAGCAGCAAGCAUUCACAGAAUGCAUUAUCUAUACCUCAACAAAAUCUUAAAAAGUUGCAAGGCGCUUCUACGCACACAACAAAGGUCACAAGAAAGAAAAAUAAACUAAUAAUACAGCAGCAAAAAUCAAAAAAGAACUCAAAAAUGUAAGCAAUGAAUCUUUUACUUUUUAUUUAAAUGUUCAAUUAAAGAAAAAAAGAAAAAAGAAUUUACUGUUAAUUUCUUUGUAAUUUUUACAGUUAAUUUAAUGGGAAAAU